CCUAUUUGCCAAUCCGAUGCGCGACAGAAGCCCUCGCUGUCACACGAAAUUGAAUCAUAGACGGUAUGAAUGUAUUGAUAACUCGCUCGCGGGUGUAAAUCCAGUGUUUGCUUUUGUUUAUAUUGAUCUGGACGUGAGGCACUUCUAUUUGUUCGCUCUGUUUAGGAGACAAUUGCUCAACAAUUCUUGUCUUACCUUUGGAAUUCCGGGCGAUUUUGAGGAGGCGCAGUCCGCCAGAAAUUACGCACCAGAUAACAUGAUUUUGAAACAUUUGGAUUUUCUCUUGGUUCUACGAUACUUUAUUCAUUUGGUCGCACUAGAGGUUGCAGCUGAGAAAGCUCUCCCUGAGCCGCUCAACCUGUCAUUGACCUGGGAGUCUGAAUUCCGUAUAAAGCUGUCGUGGAACGCACCAAAUAUUGUAUACGCGCCAUGCAAGGUGAACUACAUGAUCACUACAACGAUCGGAGAGGAGAAGCCCAAAUUAAUGUCAACUUUCAGAUUGUAUAAAGAGUACAAUGUCACUACGAAUGAUGCAGUGAAUUACACAGUGAAAACAAACCCCAGACACUGUACAGGCAGAACCAUAAGCAAACCUGUCAGCAUCUCUAAACCUAAACCCACAGAGUUGGUGAAGAACUUCCAGUGUUCCCUCUACUCCUCUAAGGCCAUGAACUGCAGCUGGCUCCCAGCCAAUCAGGCCUCAGACCUCCAGCUCUACUUUGGGUACCUUGGUCCCUCCCACAUAGCAGCAUGCAGUGAGUACCAGUACAGAGAUGGUCAGAGGACAGGAUGUCACCUGAGAGGAUCCUUCCUUCAAUAUGACGUCUACUUCAAGGUCAAUGGGACUCUCGAUGGCUUAUCUGUACAGAAUAACUUCCUGGUGCUUCCUAGAAAUCAUGUCAAGGCCCCGGCCCCUAAGGUGAAGAUAACAGAGACAGGAAAGAAUCUCAUCCUUAGCUGGGACCCUCCGGAUGUAGGCGCUGGCCACUGCUGGAGUUACAUCUUUAACUACAGCAAGUGUCAACUGCUCGUGGAUAGUAAAGAAAUACAAUUGAAACAUGUGAUGGUUUCAUAUGACGAGACAUGCCAGUACAGAGUCAAGCUUAAAGCAGUCUAUACGAAAUGGUGUGGGGAGGGAGGCAGCGACUGGAGCGAAGAGGAAAUCUAUGGUGUGGAUGAUUGGUCGACGACUGUGUUUGCUGUCGUCAUUCCAGCUGUAGUCUUCUUAUUCCUCAUCCUUUUAAUUUGUUGUUUUAUGAACCACAGAGAGAAGCUUUUCCCCACAAUUCCACAUCCCUCACUGAUUUUCAAGGACAUGCUGAACAGCAAUAAGGAACUGAAGAGCUCCAUAGGCAAUCUCUAUGUCCCGGAUGAGGAGGAGGUAGAAUGUAAGAUCAGCCUAGAGAAAGUCUAUACUCUUCCCAUGAUGCAGCCUGAUCACUGAGAGACUACACACUGACCCAGUAGUGAUUACUACUGUACAGACAGAUACAGCAACAACCUGACCCGGUAUGACCUGGGAGCCAAGUGACUUCAGUGUCAUUGACCGGCCCUCAAAGUAAGCUAUCUUAAGGUGGACCCUAACUGUACUGCUGAAGAGUGUCAGGAGUUGGAGCUCCACAGUCGACGGAUGACCUUAACGAGUUGGAUACAGACUGAGAGUAUGCGGACUAUGGAGACGCCUUUUCUUUUGUUUGUCCUGGAACUGUCAGGACUUAUCGACUCACUGACUCCUGUAUUGUUCUGGAUUGCGUGCGUGCGUGCGUACGUGUGUGCGUGUGUGUGUGUGUGUGUGUGUGUGUGUGUGUGUGUGUGUGUGUGUGUGUGUGUGUGUGUGUGUGUGUGCACGCGCCUGCGUGUGUAGGCAGAUACUAAGAACUGUUCUCAUGUACCCCUUGCAACCCAAGGCUUGGGGUCUUAGGUCAAAUGUCAGAGGUAAUCAGAAAGCCAGUGCAGGAAACGAGGAGGGGCUGGACUCCUAAACCUCACUCCCCGACCAAAUAGGACAUUGGUGUCAGUGCCCGAAGAGAUGUGCAGGCAGCACCACAGUCUUUAUCUGACUGAUCAACCCGGUUGAUCAUGUAAUUAUUUAGGGGACAAAGAGGUACUUGAAGCUGUGAACCUCUGUGAAAAGAGUGCACUACCUGUGCCAUAAAAGGCCAGACCUCUAGGCAGGGACUUUAGGGCAUUGACAUACAGGUAGUUGUGUCCCAAAUGGCUCCCUAUUCACUACAUGUAUAGUGUGUUACUUUUGUCCAGGGCCCAUAGGGCUCUGGUCAAAAGUAGUGCACUAUGUAGGGAACAGAGUGCCAUUUGGGAUGCAGUAUGCCUAUCAAGGGCUAUAUGCUGCUAAUGUGAGCUAGAUUGUUGUGACUCUAUUGUUAUCAACCUGCAUUGCUAUGUGUAAAUAGGUUGUGCAGGUGUAUCUAUAGUAUGUACAAAUGUUGGUGAAAUAUAUAUUUAGAGUUUUUUGUGUUAAGGAAAUGUUUUGUGCAACACGUAUUUUUAUUUAUUAAUUUUUUUAAAUUUCACAUGCUGUCUUAUGGAA
This is a messenger RNA of Oncorhynchus masou masou (cherry salmon), 2548 nucleotides long. Its product is annotated as interleukin-13 receptor subunit alpha-1-like. Gene Ontology annotation, molecular function: protein binding; cytokine receptor activity. Gene Ontology annotation, biological process: cytokine-mediated signaling pathway. The transcript is spliced from 10 exons. The record is from RefSeq and is a predicted model, not a curated record. The coding region runs from base 17 to 1444 and encodes 475 amino acids. NCBI's taxonomy places the organism in Eukaryota, Metazoa, Chordata, Actinopteri, Salmoniformes, Salmonidae. Gene Ontology annotation, cellular component: external side of plasma membrane.